GUUUUCUCAACGCUCUAGCAAGAAUCGAAACACUGACUCGAGAAAGCCCUCGACAAAAUUCAUGAUUCUGGUUAUUUAUUAUCCCGGGGGUAGAGGUAGUGGUGGUGGGUACGCGCGGCAUGAAAAUGUGGAGUGCCUCUACACACGGAGUCGGCUGGUUUACUGAAAAACGUGACAUGGACAACAUUGUGUGGAUCGCUUGGCUGUAAGCGGCCAGCAGCAGCGGCAGCAGCGUUCGUUGGAAUCGGCGAUGCGGUGGCACUGCAUUGAGCCUGUUGUCGUCCCCAUCUGGGGAGGAACUGCCCAGUUCUUACUGUAGAGAGGCUGGUGGGCGUGCACAAAGUAUCCUCCUCGCAGUAAUAACCAGGUGCUGUUCAUUUACAUUUCCUUCUACUAUCUGUCCAUCCCAGCUAGCCUGUGCACUGCUGCGCUGUCCUGGUGUCCUGCUACGUCACGGGGGGAACCUAACUUCACGAUAACAAUGCUGAAGGGGAGAAAAGCAGCACUUUGGAUAGCGUCCGACUAGAUUAAUUCCCUUCCGUCCCAUCCAUGGCUCCCGCCACCGCGGGUUACGCAGAGUGAGGACCUCGGCACCGCAAGAUCAUCGGCACGGGAACAACUUACUUUCUCAAGGGGUCCAAAUGGCCGGGCACGAGUGGGAAGACUGGUUCGAGAGGGAGGAAUUGAUCGGACAGAUCAGCGAUAUUCGUGUUCAGAAUCUCCAAGUGGAGCGCGAGAUGGUACAGAAGAGGACAUUCACCAGAUGGAUCAAUUUACACCUGGAGAAGUGCAACCCUCCACUGGAGGUUCAUGACCUCUUUCGGGACAUCCAAGAUGGACGCAUCCUGAUGGCCUUGCUGGAGGAGUUGUCCGGCUGUAAACUGCUCCAUGGCUUCAAACCGUCAUCCCAUCGCAUCUUCAGGCUGAACAACAUCGCCAAGGUCUUGUCCUUUCUGGAACAGAGAAACGUAAAACUGGUCAGUAUCGAUGCUACGGAUGUCGCCGAUGGCAACUCCUCCAUUGUUCUGGGCCUCAUCUGGAACAUUAUCCUCUUCUUCCAGAUCAAAGAGCUGACUGGGAACAUCAAGAGCCAGUUCCCGUCCUCCUCCAGCCUGUCGUCCCUCCCCACCAGCUCAGACUCGGACACCUCCUACUCCACCACCUCCUUAUCCAGCAGCACCACCCCUUCGGAGGAGCGCAGGAGCUCGGUGGCCGCCCGCGACCACGGCAAGGCCAUCAAGACGCUCCUGCACUGGGUGCAGAGGAGGACCCGGAGGUUUGGAGUGGCUGUGGAUGACUUUGGGAAGAGCUGGACCAGUGGCCUGGCCUUCCUGGCUGUCAUCAAGUCUGUGGACCCCAGCCUGGUGGACAUGAGGCGGGCACUGCUGCGCACGCCACGCGAGAACCUGGAGGAGGCCUUCAGGACCGCCCACUACAGCCUGGGCAUCCCUCGACUACUAGAACCAGAAGAUGUGACGAUAAGCCCACCAGACCAUCAGGUCAUCAUGACGUAUGUGGCCCAGUUCCUGGAGCACUUCCCUAGCCUGGAUGAGGAUGACGUAUGCGACGUGGUCGACAGAAGUGGCUCGAAGGUGAGCGUGCGCCUGAACGACUCGGCGGCCCACAACGGCGUGAAGAGGACACACGAGACGUCGUCGUCGUCCACGUUGUCACUAUCAUCAUCCUCGUCCUAUGUGGUGAAGCGCGAGUGGGUGAAGCCCCCGCCGAAGAUCUUCAUCUCCUCCGCUCCAGGCGCACCCUCCAACCACAAGGGGGCCCUAGCUACCCCCUCAGUGCCCCCCAGCGCUACCCCAUCACUGCCCCCCAGCACCAGUUCGACGGAUGACCGACCAUCCCCAACCAUCCCUGAGCAGCCGGACAGCACGACCAAAGACCCGUCGGCCUGUACGCCAUCCCCCAGCUCCCCUCAGCCCUCGUAUGUGGACUCUCUGAUCAGCUCGCCAGACUCCUGGUGCGAGGUGGCGGGAGAGGGCGACGGGGAGGGUGGAAUCCUACACAACAUUCCGGAGAGCUGCAGCGAUGGCUCGCUGAAUGACGCCGAUCUUGUGUGCGACGUAAAAGAACGUGUGAUGCUCGACGACGGCAAUAAGCCACGGGUACCGGACAAGGGCUUGUGUUUGGAGAUAGGAAAGGGCCUGGAUGAUGGCCUGGACUCGGACCUCUUCAUAGACGAGGGAAACUACUCGCUCUGCUCUCUCGACAGUUUACAGGCCAAAACACCCGUGCUUGAGGAGGAGGAGGAGGAGGAGGAGGAGGAGGAGAAAGAAUCCAAGCAUACCUUAAGUGCCCAAGAGGAUGGCAGGAUGCCCAAACUAAGUGGCAUGGAGAAUGGAUCAGUCGUUGGCACAGAGGGGAGCCUCCAAACCGAGACUGUUAAGGAUUCACAGGCUGAUACACCCGACGGGGGAUGUGAAUCAGGGUACUUUCCCGAGGAUAAGGACAGUCCACCGUCACUUGUUGAGGACGACUCAGCCUCUGCGUCUGCAUCCGCAUCAUCCGAACAACAAACGGUUAAGGAGAUCAAGGCAAAGAACGACUCGACACGUUCAGACAAUACCGGCGAUCCUGCAGCAGACCGUCUGCAGUCCUCUAUUGCUGAACAAACGGGCUCCGCUGCCACCUCCGCAAUAACAACCGACUCAGAUCAAGUGACUGAUCGCAUUACGGAUACUAACGAACGCACUGUUGGGCCUCUCCCCUCUGUGUCCGGUAACAGAAACCUGCUCGCAUGCAGUGAAAGUGAUACGCCCUCUAAGGACGCGCUGCUGCUGCUGCUACCUGCCGCCACUGCAGACCCACUGGAGGAGGAGGAGGAGGAGGUGGCGGCUCAGGAGGGAGACAUACACUAUGCGGAAAACGUGGACGUGGAAUCCAUGGAGGACAGCGACUCCUGCGACGUGGAGCGCUUCUCCGUCCACUCGGCGGAUUCAGAGGUGAUAAGGGGAGACUUACGAGAGGAGGAGACGACAGGCCAGGAGGAAGAUGAAGACGAGGGGGAGGAGGAAGACUCGUCGGAGGGGUCCGAUGAGGGAGAGAUCCGCGUAAGGCCGGACCCAUCGUGGGAGGAUUCUGAGAGCUCGGGAGUCAAUGAAGUGGCCAAAUUGGGCUCAAAGAAACUUCCGGAAGCAGAAGCUAAAGUCGGAGAUGAAGGUUCCGUGGAAGUGACUGACGGGAAGAUGGAGGUUGACAGCUGUGAAGGUGAUGGGAUCGGGAUGGGGAAUGUGACGAUGAGGUCCGAGCAGAGCACGAUGGAGGAGGAGAGCAGCGGCUGGAGCAGUGGGCAAGAGGAGAGCAGCGAAGUGGACAUGGGCCCCGACAUCACGGACAUCAAGACGGACGCCACCAACUCGUCCUCUGAGGACGGCCACGUGGGGAAGCAUGUGCUCGCGUGGAACUUCCAGGCCCCAAAAUGUCUGCCCGAGGACCAGCUAAGCUGCACGGGCAGCUUGAGCGGAAUGGCUAAUUUGACUGCGAGCGAAUGCGACGGCACAGAAAGUAGUUCAGAUUAUUACGUGACAGGUGAGGCGCACAGCACGUCAGAGGACAUGGCGAACGGCGCGGAAUGUAAAACCGAAGAUCCACUGACGGGAGUAAUGGUGGAGCCCAUGUCAGCGGAAACCAGGCAAACAGGAACAGCAAGUGAAUCCAGACAUGAACCAGUCAACACAGAGAUCGAUGCAGAUGAACGACGGCAAGAUGGAGCUUCCCAGGAGACGCAGAGGGAAAGUUCACCCUGCAAAGGCAGCGCAACGCUGGGGGACAAGAUCAAAGCCGACAGGGCGGAAGAAGAGGAAGAUGCAGAGGAGGAUUCACCUGUAUCAGUCAUCCCUCUGGACCUCGUCUACUACCCACACUACGACGUCCCCAUGGGAGAGGUCAUGGAUGAAGAUGCCCUGGAAGAGCCGGGGGCUGAUCAAAUGGGGUCAGGGUCAGCGGAGGGGGGCUGGAGCCGCGAUCUGAUUGGCUCAGACAGCGAAGAGGAGGAUUAUGGGAGUGCGCGGUUGUCACUUAGCGUGGCGGCUCUGCAGCCGGCUCCGGUGCAGGACAGGCUGCCGGGCCCCGACACAGACAGCAGCGACGGAGAGGACCUCUGUGACAAUUGUGCUAAUCAGAAGGACACAGCAAAUGGAGAUGGAGAGGUACAAAAGAUGGCAUCCGAUAGCCCCUCUGAGCCCCAGGAGCCGUGUGCCUCUGAGCCUGCAGAGGGGUCGUCUGAGGAGUCCGCGUGGGGGGCUGGAGGCAGCCAUCUUGAGGCCGCCGGUGCUGGUGCUGGUGCCGGCGCCGGCGGGUCAGGCUCGCUCAUUAAGGGUGAUGGAGAGUGGACCGGCGCCAGAGUAAACAGCAGCGCGGCCGUGAGGGACAGUGCCUUGGGAGACUCGAGUGAGUUCUCGUUCGCAGAUCUCAGGGCCUCCACUGAGACGACGGUGUCAUCACAUUUAGAGAAUGGGAAUAAGAGGAGCAGUGAACCGAAUGCACCUGAGGGAGUCGACAGCAGUCUCCACAGGGGCGAGAGCGUAUCUACUAAGUCAUCAGAAGCGUGUCCUCCAGUAGAGCUGUCUCUAGAGGAGGUCCUGCUGCUGCUGCUGCUGUGGCUGCUGGUCUACUGCCUCUUCGUGCUGCCUCAGAUGGACCUCUGGAGCCUGCCUCAGUUGCUCUUCAAUCUCGACUGACUACCAAGCAGACAUACGAGUUACACUAGUCAACACUGAUGGGUGACUGGGUGGGAUACUGGCACGUGGAUGCUAGUCAACAUUUGUGGUUGACUUUGAUACAUGGUCAGCAGGGUUCUAAAUUAACACCAGCCAAAUGGCAAAAUGCUAGUGAAAAAUCAGUUUGGCUGGUAGAAAAGAUCAACUUGCUAGGCACUUUGACCCAUUACGGAGUGUGUGUGUUUGGCAAGUAAGAUAAAGGUCUACUAGCCAUUUUGGCUAGUGAUGAAUAAAGUUAAUUUUUAGCCCCGAUGGUCAGUUACGCUGGUCAGUAUUGAUGAAUGACUUUGAUAGAGUCUCACUUCCACGACAACGUCAACACUGAUUGGUGAUUGGGGUACGUGCUCACUUAGACGAGUCAAGAUUGAUGGUUGACUGUUAUACAGGCCUGGGGUCAACAAUUUCAAUGGGUGAUUGUGAUACUGGCUCACUAAACAUUGAUGGUUGGCUGUCAUGUCAUGUCAUGUGUUUGUGCAUCACUAGUCAACAUAACAAGUGCUGUGAUACAGGCUUAGUCAACAUCAAGGAGUGGCUGUGAUAACUACAGGCAUAUUGACACUAUCAAAUGAUGUUGACAAACGAAUAUGAUUCUGGCUUAUCUGUGAUAGUCAGAACAGCAUUGAGUGAAGCAGAGUCAUUUGACUGCUUUGCAAAUAUACCAUAGCUGGAGUAAAUGAAACGUCUUGUUUUUUUCUGUCUUUACUUCAAGAUAAAUACUUUCUUUCUUUUUUUGGAAGCCCUACAUUGAUGUAUUUACAUAUGAAGUUUGUUUUCAAUGACAAUGCCAGUGCAACUGCAAUGAUGGUUUAUUUCUGUUUGGAAUAUGUGCUUAUGUUGAAAUGAAGUAUGUUUGAUUUGCGGAAGAUAUUUUGUAAAUAAUCUGACAUAAAACAGAAAACUAUUGAUGAAGACAUGUCUACCCUUGACAAGAAGUUUUAUAUAAUUAGCAUGCAGUAUUCAGUGGUCCAAGAUUUGAGUUUUUACAGAUUUGUUUUUUGAAUAUAUAUCAUGUAAUGGAUAACUAACCUCCUGAAGGCAAUUACACAAACUCAUCAUGGUCUUAUAUCUGAGUGAUGAAUUGUGAAUUUUAUGUGAUCAUGACACUUGCUACUUUUACAUGACGUUUUUAAUUCCGAAUUAAUAAUUCAGAAUUAAAUAGUUCCAUCGAUUUUACUUUGAUCUUUCAUUUAAUUCCGAAGUGCUAACAUGACAUUCAACACGGAAUUAAGCUUUAUUCAGAAUUAAAGUGAGUUAAUUCGAACUUAAAUUCUUCAUGUAAACGUACAAUGAGUACGGAUAGAGGAAAUUGCACUUUUUAAAAUCACAAAAACACAAAACUGCCAAAGAUGAAGAUUUAAGAGAGUUAAAAAAAUUAUAUCAGAAAUACGUAUAUCCAAUCCACUUAAAAGGUGAAUGAUGUAAGUAAAUGACUGCACUGUAGUGUUUUGCCAUAUACUUGCAGAGUUUAAUAUCAGAAAUGCUAGCCAUAUUUUUUCUCAUAGUCGAGGAUUAAAAUAAUGUUUUUAAAAGAGUACCAUUAGUGUUGGUUUUAUAAGAUACCAUAUAUCUUAAUUGCAUACGGCUAUGUGAUGGAUAUGCCUCAGAAAGUGCAUUGGAAAGCCUAUGGGUAGAGAGAGAGAACGAGAGAGAGAGAGAGAGAGAGAGAGAGAGAGAGAGAGAGAGAGAGAGAGAGAGAGAGAGAGAGAGAGAUUUCUGUAGAAAGGCAAGGGAAAUGGAUAUUGCAAGAUCCCAAGUUCAUUUUAAGUUCACCAUCACUUGCUUUUCUUAGUACCAGUUCAGAUGUGAUAAAACAUAUCGUCCACACUUACAAAAGGAGAUAUUUACACAGAGAAGCACAGAAGGUGAUGGGUACAUUUUCAGAUCGGCUAUGGUAUGGGGAAUAAUGUUAAUGGACACCACUGUUUUAAUAAAUUACAUUACAAAACUGUCUAUAUUUGUGAUUAUACUGACCGUGUGUGUGUGUGUGUGUGUGUGUGUGUGUGUGUGUGUGUGUGUGUGUGUGUGUGUGUUUGAUGGGGAGAUGUGACCAUUUGAAUGGAGUGCUUGAGAAAGAUUCAAGAGCCUAAAACUGCAUUUUGAUUUUGUAUGAGACCCGAUGAAAAUGUAUGGAAGCACCUGUCAAGUGCAAUAAACGAAAUGCUUUGC
Engraulis encrasicolus (European anchovy) is the source of this 6896-nucleotide messenger RNA. RefSeq names its product calmin a (gene clmna). The record is from RefSeq and is a predicted model, not a curated record. Lineage: Eukaryota; Metazoa; Chordata; Actinopteri; Clupeiformes; Engraulidae. Gene Ontology annotation, biological process: nuclear migration. Gene Ontology annotation, molecular function: actin filament binding. Gene Ontology annotation, cellular component: cytoplasm; meiotic nuclear membrane microtubule tethering complex; nuclear outer membrane. Bases 642 to 4691 code for a protein of 1349 amino acids. The transcript has 13 exons.